AUGAUUUCGGCGCGGACGCUGGUCUCGCUGGGCCCGCGGCAGAGUGUCGUGCGGCCUGCUCUCGCUCGCUGCUUACCAACGCGGCGCGGCACCUUUUCCCCGGCGACGGCGACAUGCCAGCGUCGCUGGGAGGGCGGUGCUGCCGGAGCUCCCGUGACGCCGCCGAUUGUGCCGCCGAACGCCCCCGGCUCGGCGGAGCCCUCGGCGCAAAAGGAGCAGGAGACGGGGCAUUUCCAAGUAAAGCCGAACGAGUCCUUGCUCUUCUUUGAGAACAUAUUCCCCCGGAGACUGAGCGCGCUGCUCAGGUACCCCGCCGAAACGGAUCGCGACAUGACCGACUUGCUGGGCCGCUUCUACAGCUCUUCCAGCAGCGGUGGAGGCGGCGGCUUGGACCCGAUCGCGUUGGUGAAGAGAGCUAUACCGGACGACAUGCCGCUGAAAGUCACCGAGAUCUUGCCCAGGCUGAAAGAUGGCGGGGCUUUUGUCAAGGUCCAGUACGACGCCAGCACGUCUCCGUCGGAAAUCGAAUCAACGCUUCGGCAGAAGCUCGAGAAGCAUCCGCUGAAACCGUGGUUUAGCCCCUUUCGCGGCGUCACGGCGCGCUUGGUCAGGGGAACGCCGUGGCUGGAGGAUCUGUACAGGUUUCCCUCGAGCUUGGUCAAGGUGGAGUUUGUGCCGACGCAGCCGGGGGCGACGGCCGAGGAGCUGUCGGAAGAGAAGCUGUACAGCUUGUUUCGACGGUACGGCAAAAUCGCCGAUAUUCUCCCCCAGCCCUUUGACAGCAAGGUCGUCCCCAGAUACGCGCAGCUGGAGUUCCCGAGGCUGAGCGACGCCAUCAUGGCAAGAAACUGCAUGCACGGGUUCGUUGUCGACGAGGCCAUGGGCGGAGGCAGGUCCGGCACUGCUUUGCGGCUCUCGUACGUCAAGCGAGUCAAGGCGCACAGCGUGUGGAACUGGAUCAUCAACCAUCCGAAAAUCGUCAUCCCCAUCCUCGCCGCCCUGCUGGCCGGGCUCUCCGUCAUCGUCUUUGACCCCAUACGCAACUUCUUCAUCAAGCUGCACGUGACGCGGUCGCUCAAGUUCAAGGACUCGAGGCUCUACAAAUGGUUCCGGUCGCAGACGGUCCGCCACAAGCCGCAGCACAUGGAGGGCCUCCACGCGGUCUGGAACCAUCGGCGCGACCUGAUUGAGCGGUUGAGGAACUGGCUCGACGGCAGCUCCGACACGUUCAUCGUCGUCACCGGGCCCCGGGGGUCGGGCAAGAUUGAGAUGGUCAUGGAUCAGGCCUUGGCCGGGCGCAAGAACGUCCUCUUGCUGGACUGCAAGCCCAUCGUGGACGCGAGCGGCGAGGCAGGCACCAUCAAGCGUCUCGCGGCCGCGGUGGGCUUCCGCCCCGUCUUCUCGUGGGCAAACAGCAUCAGCAGCAUGAUCGACUUGGCGGUGCAGAGCACCACGGGCGUCAAGGCGGGCUUCUCCGAAACCCUCGACAGCCAGAUCAGCAAGAUUCUCCACACGACCACGGGCGCCCUCAAGCAGAUUGGGCUCUCGUCCCGGUCCAAGCGAGACAAGGACGCGAAGCUGUCCGAAGACGCCUAUCUGGAGGCGCACGCGGAAACCCGACCCGUCAUUGUCAUUGACAACUUCCUGCACAAGAACGAGGGCAUGACGAUUGUCUACGAGAAGAUUGCAGACUGGGCGGCGUCGCUCGUGCAGAACAACAUCGCGCACGUCAUCUUCCUCACGGCAGACAGUUCGUUUACCAAGCCCCUGGCCAAGGCGCUGCCGGACAGAGUGUUCCGCACCAUUUCGCUCGGGGACUUGGAACCCGGCGUGGCCAAGAAGUUUGUCACCAGCAGGCUGGCGGAAGAUGCGGAAGAUGCGCCCGACGGGUCCGUUGCCGACGACGACGACGACAGCGGCGGCCAAGACGGAGCCAAGCGCGGCACGGACCUGGCCGGACUGGACAGGUGCAUCGAAGUCCUCGGCGGACGACUCACGGACCUCGAGUUCCUGUCCCGCCGGAUCAAGGCUGGCCAGACCCCCCGGCAGGCGGUUGAGGAGAUUGUUGACGAGACGGCCACCGACAUUGUCAAGAUCUUCCUCAUGGGCAAGUCCAACGACGCGGACAGGAAAUGGUCGUGCGAACAGGCGUGGCACCUGAUCAAGUCGCUGUCCGAGAGCCCGUCCCUGCGGUACCACCAAGUCUUGCUGUCGCCAACCUUCUCCUCGUCCACGUCGGCCAGCGCCGCCAGCGGGGAAGCCGCCCUCGAGGCACUCGCCUCGACGGAGCUCAUCACCAUCAAGUCCCACCAGGGGCGCCCCAAGAUCAUCACCGCGGGGAAGCCUCUGUACCAGGCCGCCAUUUCGGCCCUGGUCCGCGACCGCGUGCUCAAGGCCAAGAUGGACACGGCUGUGCUGAAAGAGAUGGCCAAGGUGGAGGGCAAGACGGUUGCGUCUGUGGAGGCGGAGCUGGGCAUGCUGGCCAAGCUGCCGCGGCAGACGCUGGAGACGGCCGGCAGGGUGGCGUAUCUCCUGGGCAAGUUGGAUGCCAGCCAGAGGAAGAUUGAGCAAGUGGAGGCGCAGAUGGCCGGGCUGAAGAAGGUCUUGGCGGAGGAGUACUAG
Messenger RNA from Ustilaginoidea virens, 2622 nucleotides. RefSeq lists its product as uncharacterized. The record is from RefSeq and is a predicted model, not a curated record. The transcript has 3 exons. Gene Ontology annotation, cellular component: mitochondrial inner membrane. Bases 1 to 2622 code for a protein of 873 amino acids. NCBI's taxonomy places the organism in Eukaryota, Fungi, Ascomycota, Sordariomycetes, Hypocreales, Clavicipitaceae. Gene Ontology annotation, molecular function: RNA binding.